Toxorhynchites rutilus septentrionalis is the source of this 1773-nucleotide messenger RNA. RefSeq lists its product as uncharacterized. The coding region runs from base 1 to 1773 and encodes 590 amino acids. The transcript has a single exon. Lineage: Eukaryota; Metazoa; Arthropoda; Insecta; Diptera; Culicidae. The record is from RefSeq and is a predicted model, not a curated record.
AUGCCUGGUCCCUCCCGCAUAGUAACUGCCAUUGCCACCACCGAGACUCUGGCUGCCGACAAUAAUACUCAAAUAGUAACAUCCAACGCAGCUGUAGAAGGGAACAAAAUAAGUGUACUUCUUUCUACCGUGGUUCUAAUAAUCGUAGAUACAUAUGGACAAGAACACUUGGCUCGAGCUUUGUUGGACACAGGUUCGCAGCCAAAUGCCAUCAGUGAACGGUUGUGUCAGCAGUUGCAUCUUACACGCACAACAGUCAACGUCCCCAUCUCGGGUGUAGAUGGCACCCUCACGAGCGCUAAGCACCAGGUGACUACUGAGCUUCGAUCCAGAGUGAACGAUUUCAAGCAGCAAAUGGAUUUUCUCGUCCUACGAAAAGUCACCAGCCAUACCCCAGCAGUUUCAUAUUCUGCUGUCCAUUGGAAAAUCCCGAAAUCAAUUUUGUUAGCCGAUCCUGAAUUUAAUAUUUCCCGAAGAAUCGACCUCAUAAUUGGCGCAGGUCAUUUUUACACUCUUUUGCGUGAUGGACGAAUCCAUUUGACCCAUAAUCUUCCCAUGCUGGUAGAAACCGUCUUUGGCUGGAUCGUAACUGGUCAAAUGGAGCACGGCGAUUCAAGAGAAACAGUAACUUGUCAUGUGGCUCAAAUUCCGUCGAUCGAAGAUCUGUUAGAACGUUUUUGGAAACUUGAAGAGGUAAGCGGAACGAACUAUUCUGUAGAUGAGCAGAAUUGUGAGAAUUUUUAUCGUGAAACCGUUUCUCGGGAAAAGUCUGGUAGAUACAUCGUACGAAUGCCCAGACAUCCUCAGUUCAAACAAAUGUUUGGAAGCUCAAAAUUGACAGCUCUUCAACGAUUCCGUUGGUUAGAACGAAUGCUAGAGAAAAAGCCAGAUCUCAAACCGCAGUAUCAUGAUUUCAUCAAGGAAUAUAUAGCUCUUAAGCACAUGAAGGAAGUACCUAAUGAAGAUGUAGAUCGCCCAGAUGCUUGCUAUCUUCCCCACCAUCCAGUCGUAAAAGAGGACAGUUCGACGACAAAAGUUCGUGUCGUAUUUGACGGCUCAACGAAAAUGAGUUCCGGACAUUCUCUCAACGAAGCCCUCCUUGUCGGACCAGUCGUUCAAGACGAAUUGCUCACUAUUGUUCUGCGUUUCCGACAGUUUCCAAUUGCGCUAGUGGGGGACAUUGAAAAAAUGUACCGCCAGGUUUUGCUACAUCCAACCGAUCGCCCACUCCAGAGAAUAUUCUGGAGAUUCGACAGCACUGAACCCAUCAAAGCUUACGAACUCUCCACCGUUACGUACGGUCUUGCUCCGUCGUCGUUCUUGGCGACCCGAACUCUGCAGCAAUUGGCAGAAGAUGAAGGUGCACAUUUUCCCGAGGCCAGCCGAGUAGUGAGAAAAGACGUGUACGUGGACGAUUUAAUUUCCGGCGAAAGCACUGUGGAACGAGCUAUUCAACUGCAAAAUGAUUUGAUGAAACUACUGAAGCGAGGUGGAUUUCGUUUGCGAAAAUGGGUUAGCAAUUCCCUCGAAGUGUUAUCAGAAAUUCCUGAAGAACUCCAAGGCACCCGAUCUCCCAUGAAGUUCGAUCCCGAGGAAACAGUUAAAACUCUCGGCAUCUGCUGGGAACCAGAGACCGACAAACUGCGUUUUAAUAUUGCCGUCAACGUAAUAAAUCCGGUACCAACUAAACGGGAAGUGUUGUCAACGAUUGCCCAGCUGUACGAUCCACUUGGGCUCGUGUCCCCCGUCAUCGUUCAAGGCUUCUGUCCUUAG